AUGGCAGGUCAGGCAGACACAGGGUUGGCAGGAGUAGGGCAAAUUCAAGUAGAAUCAGUAUAUAAGGCAGGUCAGGCAGACACAGGCUCGGCAGCAGUAGGACAAGUUCAAGUAGAAUCUGUAGAUAAGGCAGUUCAGGAAGACAUAGGCUUGGCAGCAGUAGGGCAAACUCAAAUAGAAUCAAUAGAUAAGGCAGGUCAGCUAGACACAGGCUUGGCAGCAGUAGGGCAAACUCAAGUAGAAUCAGCAGAUAAGGGGGGUCAGCCAGACACAGGCUUGGCAGCAGUAGGACAAACUCUAGUAGAAUCAAUAGAUAAGGCAGUUCAGGCAGACACAGGCUCGGCAGAAGUAGGGCAAACUCAAAUAGAAUCAGUAGAUAAGGCAGAUCAGGCAGACACAGGCUCGGCAGCAGAAGGGCAAACUCAAGUUGAAUCAGUAGAUAAGGCAGAUCAGGCAGACACAGGCUUGGCAGCAGCAGACAAAGGCUUGGCAGCAGUAGGGCAAACUCAAGUAGAAUCAGCAGAUAAGGCAGGUCAGCCAGACACAGGCUUGGCAGCAGUAAGGCAAACUCAAGUAGAAUCUGUAGAUAAGGCAGAUCAGCUAGACACAGGCUUAGCAGCAGUAGGGCAAACUCAAGUAGAAUCAGUAGAUAAGGCAGAUCAGGCAGACACAGGCUUAGCAGCAGUAGGGCAAACUCAAGUAGAAUCAGCAGAUAAGGGGGGUCAGCCAGAUACAGGCUUGGCAGCAGUAGGACAAACUCAAGUAGAAUCAGUAGAUAAGGCAGUUCAGGCAGACACAGGCUCGGCAGCAGUAGGGCAAACUCAAGUAGAAUCAAUAGAUAAGGCAGGUCAGUCAGACACAGGCUCGGUAGCAGUAGGGCAAACUCAAGUAGAAUCAGCAGAUAAGGCAGGUCAGUCAGACACAGGCUCAGCAGCAGUAGGGCAAACUCAAGUAGAAUCAGUAGAUAAGGCAGAUCAGCCAGACACAGGCUUGGCAGCAGUAGAGCAAACUCAAGUAGAAUCAAUAGAUAAGGCAGUUCAGGCAGACACAGGCUCGGCAGCAGUAGGGCAAACUCAAGUAGAAUCAGUAGAUAAGGCAGAUCAGGCAGACACAGGCUCAGCAGCAGUAGGGCAAACUCUAGUAGAAUCAGUAGAUAAGGCAGAUCAGGCAGACACAGGCUCGGCAGCAGUAGGGCAAACUCAAGUAGAAUCAGUAUAUAAGGCAGUUCAGGCAGACACAGGCUCGGCAGCAGUAGGGCAAACUCUAGUAGAGUCAGUAGAUAAGGCAGAUCAGGCAGACACAGGCUCGGCAGCAGUAGGGCAAACUCAAGUAGAAUCAAUAGAUAAGGCAGAUCAGGCAGACAAAGGCUCGGCAGCAGUAGGGCAAACUCAAGUAGAAUCAAUAGAUAAGGCAGAUCAGGCAGACAAAGGCUCGGCAGCAGUAGGGCAAACUCAAGUAGAAUCAAUAGAUAAGGCAGAUCAGGCAGACAAAGGCUCGGCAGCAGUAGGGCAAACUCAAGUAGAAUCAAUUGAUAAGGCAGAUCAGGCAGACAAAGGCUCGGCAGCAGUAGUGCAAACUCAAGUAGAAUCAGUAGAUAAGGCAGAUCAGGCAGACAAAGGCUCGGCAGCAGUAGGGCAAACUCAAGUAGAAUCAAUAGAUAAGGCAGAUCAGGCAGACAAAGGCUCGGCAGCAGUAGGGCAAACUCAAGUAGAAUCAGUAGAUAAGGCAGAUCAGGCAGACAAAGGCUUGGCAGCAGUAGGGCAAACUCAAGUAGAAUCAGCAGAUAAGGGGGGUCAGCCAGACACAGGCUUGGCAGCAGUAGGGCAAACUCAAGUAGAAUCAGUAGAUAAGGCAGAUCAGGCAGACAAAGGCUCGGCAGCAGUAGGGCAAACUCAAGUAGAAUCAAUAGAUAAGGCAGAUCAGGCAGACACAGGCUCGGUAGCAGUAGGGCAAACUCAAGUAGAAUCAGCAGAUAAGGGGGGUCAGCCAGACACAGGCUUGGCAGCAGUAGGACAAACUCAAGUAGAAUCAGUAGAUAAGGCAGAUCAGGCAGACACAGGCUCGGCAGCAGUAGGGCAAACUCAAGUAGAAUCAGCAGAUAAGACAGAUCAGCCAGACACAGGCUUGGCAGCAGUAGGGCAAACUCAAGUAGAAUCAGUAGAUAAGGCAGUUCAGGCAGACACAGGCUCGGCAGCAGUAGGGCAAACUCAAGUAGAAUCAAUAGAUAAGGCAGAUCAGGCAGACAAAGGCUCGGCAGCAGUAGGGCAAACUCAAGUAGAAUCAGUAGAUAAGGCAGAUCAGGCAGACACAGGCUCGGCAGCAGUAGAAGAAAAGAGCACUGUAUUAUGUACAAUCUCAGUUGUGAGCAGUGUUGCCUCUAAUGCCAUAUUUUAUGAGUUGGCAGUCUCCUUGACUAAUCUUCUGGUUUUCUCUGACAUUGGUGUCAUAUUUUCAUCAGACACAUAA
Bombina bombina (fire-bellied toad) is the source of this 2466-nucleotide messenger RNA. Its product is annotated as autotransporter adhesin BpaC-like. The transcript is spliced from 3 exons. The record is from RefSeq and is a predicted model, not a curated record. Bases 1 to 2466 code for a protein of 821 amino acids. Lineage: Eukaryota; Metazoa; Chordata; Amphibia; Anura; Bombinatoridae.